Dinoponera quadriceps is the source of this 1569-nucleotide messenger RNA. It is a transcript of the gene Dera, whose product is annotated as deoxyribose-phosphate aldolase. The transcript has 6 exons. Gene Ontology annotation, biological process: deoxyribonucleotide catabolic process; carbohydrate catabolic process. Gene Ontology annotation, molecular function: deoxyribose-phosphate aldolase activity. The coding region runs from base 525 to 1514 and encodes 329 amino acids. The record is from RefSeq and is a predicted model, not a curated record. Lineage: Eukaryota; Metazoa; Arthropoda; Insecta; Hymenoptera; Formicidae. Gene Ontology annotation, cellular component: cytoplasm.
UUUCUGACACGCGAUCUUUCCGAGAAAUUGAGUAAAGAAGAAUUCAAUAAACGAGGAUGUCUAUAAUUAUCUUGAACAUUGCUGGUCGCAACGCGGCGUUCCAUUUUGACCAUAGAUGUCAAUCGCGUGAUAAUUGUCGGUCUCGGUUGCUAGAAUAUUAUUCACCAAUGCGAGUAAUACGGUCGGAAGGUGUUGGUUGGGACUGUACUUUUGAUAGGACGCGUGCAAAUGACGCACAGCGUGAAAUAAUGCAAAAGACGCAUUGAAAUAAUGGUAUUUUCCAGUAGAUCGUUCAAUAUUCACCCGUCCUCAAGCGAAUAUUUUAUUCCACACUUUUAUCCGCUCAUUUAAUGUAAGGAAAACAAAUGCAAUGGCGCUUUUAAUGCAAGACAACCGUUAAGUAAAAAUGAUCUUACAAUUGAUAUACUGUGACUUUCUUAUCAUUUGGCGGAAGAACGUACGUAAUAAUAACUACGUGGUGGCUUCUAAGUGUUCUAUUAAACUUGUGAGAUUUUUCUCCAAACAUGUCGGUGUACUCAUUUUCUCCAGAAUUACUGGAAGUACACAUUAAUGAGCCAGCAGUCAACAAGCAUAUUCGACAAGUAAGAUACAAAGCAACUACGCUAACGGGGAAUAAUAAAAUAGCUUGGUUGCUAAAAGCGAUAAGUUUCAUCGAUUUAACCACUUUAAAUGGUGAUGAUACCAACAGUAAUGUGGCACAACUUUGUAGAAAGGCUGUCAAACCUAUGGACAACUUGCCAUUUGAAUGGGACGAACCGCUUCACACAGCAGCGAUUUGUGUUUAUCCAUCCCGUGUACAGGAUGCGGUGUCUACAUUGCAUGAAAUAGAUGAAAACAAGAUGGUCAAAGUGGCUAGUGUAGCUGCUGGCUUUCCCUCUGGCCAGUAUCCUUUAAAAUCCCGAUUAGAAGAAGUGCGUACUGCCAUAAAUAAUGGAGCACAGGAGAUAGAUAUCGUUAUUGACCGUACACUAGCUUUACAACAUAAUUGGGUAAAAUUGUACGAAGAACUAGUGGCCAUUCGUGAGAUUUGUGAUGAAUAUGGUAAAAUAUGUCUGAAAACUAUACUUUCAACUGGGGAGCUAUUUAACUUGUAUAAUGUGUACAAGACAUCCAUGGUAGCCAUGAUGGCUGGUGCUGAUUUCAUUAAAACAUCCACGGGAAAAGAAGCCGUCAACGCAACUUUGCCUGUCGGUACUGUCAUGUGCAGAGCAAUAAAAUAUUUUAAAGCGGAGACUGGGAGAAAGGUCGGCUUUAAACCUGCCGGGGGUAUCAAGACCGCACAGGAUGCCCUAGAAUGGAUGGUUUUGAUUAAAGAAGAAUUGGGAAACGAGUGGUUGACCAACUGUUAUUUCAGAAUUGGUGCAUCUAGUUUGCUUGAUAACAUUACCAACGAAAUUCUUAAGACCUACGAUCCAUAUAAUGACCCAGAAAUAUGUGAUAAAAAGGAUGAUAAAGUUGAAUCGGAAGUUUAUAAGAUUUUACAAUGUUCUUGAAAAUAUUAAGUUUAUAUUUUUGGAAUAAUAAUAUUCUUGUUACUCUAAGAUCUAA